This is a messenger RNA of Panicum hallii, 825 nucleotides long. RefSeq lists its product as uncharacterized. The transcript has 2 exons. Lineage: Eukaryota; Viridiplantae; Streptophyta; Magnoliopsida; Poales; Poaceae. Bases 191 to 637 code for a protein of 148 amino acids. The record is from RefSeq and is a predicted model, not a curated record.
UCCAGUUCAGCCUGCCCUACAGCUGCAGCCAGUCAGACAGUCUGCUCAACUGCCAGCAGCCACUGACUACCUGAGCCAUUGCUGCCAAUGCGCUACUGAAGCUACUAAAUACUAGGUGAUCCAUUGCCAAAGCCAUGGCCUGCUCUUAGCUCCAACUAGCCUUGGUGAUUUUUGUUUUCUGGUGGCCAAGAUGACGAAGAAGAGCGGUUAUGGGAGGGCUACGUGUGAUGCUCACCAUGACCAAUCCAAGAUCACGGGAGAAGCAAAUCAGCAAAAGAAGCAUGGACAGAGCAACGGUUCAUCAGGGUACCAAGCUCCUGCGACUGCGAAGAGGAAGACGUGGAAGAAGUAUCUGACGUUCCUGUCGAUGUUCCACAACAAGAUGAAGCACAAAAAGUCGGAUACCAAGGCACCAAACGGCUUCAAGCAGAGGAGGAACACGAAGCGCUCGCCCAGUCCAGUGCUCCAAGAAUGCAGCAACCUUGUCCGCGUUAUCCAGCGGACGGCGGCAGAUUGCUUCGCGGCGGCGGCGUCCGGCGCUGGUGAUGAAGACGAGCUGCCUUGUUACAUGCAGCUUGACCAGGUGAGCUACGGCGUGAAGAGGGAGGCCUUCGGACCGAUCUACCUCGUCACAUGAUAUUUGGUGGUUUCAGUGCUAACUGCUUCAUCGUUCAGAUGCCAUGGCAAUCUUCUUGCUUGCCAAUCAAAACAAAGUUAGCAAUUGAGUGAUCUCCUGAUUGAACCGAGAGUCAUUCAUUUGUCAAUUCUUCUUUAUUUUAUUUGACUGCAUAACCUCCUCAAGUAGUUUUGUUUGAUCAUUGCUUG